CAGAAGUCUAUUACGAGGACGUCCUACCCCGAGAAACAUGCAGAACGAAGACAUCUUUGUUUCCCCAAGUUGAACCGAGCUGAUCACUGCAUAUUGCCCAUGCUUCCAGAGCCAUGCGCGAAUCCCGAGGCCAUCAUCCCCGCGCGUACUAAGUUCAACCCAACAACCACCACGCUCUGUACAGGCAGUCCUUACAGAUAUCUCACUCGGAAAAGGCGCGGCUUUCCAGCACCGCGAGAUAAAGGUGUGUUCUACGGCCAAGCGUGCCUCCCGAACUGUCGCUAUGAGGUUCCGGACCAUGAGAGCAUUUCCAGUUUAUGCGGUCUACCAUUCUCUAGAAGAAGAGAGUGUGCAGUCCCAACGGGCAAGAUGGUGGUGAAGGACUUCGAUGGUGGGGCCCCUGCACCCGUGGAGAUUUCUCACCAGUUCCAGACCAAGUACACCAACCUAUUACGCUCAAAUACCAUCACUUGACAUGGAAGGUGCUUCAGAAAUAUUUGCUCAAGCCUUUUUUUAUUAUUUAAUGAGAUAAAAUCAGAUUUAUUUUAAAAAAGAUCGACGUGAGAUAGACAUGACACUUAAUUUGAAUUUUACCGAGCAGGAGCUAUGUUCAUGGAAACUGCUUACUCCACAGUCGUUGACGCAACUGGCAUUGCUCGGGCCUGUCAUUAAAAAAUGCUUACCAAAUGGACUCAAAGCAUCCACAACUUUGUCAUAGAUUUAAAGUGAGAGGAUUUUAUGUCAAUAUUUGCACAACUUGAAAUGUCAUUAAACAACUAACAUUUUUGGCAAAUUAUGCCCUGUACUGGAUUCCACUUUAAACCUCAAAAAGUCCAGUAAUUAUCUAAUAGAUGCAAAUAUUUAGAGAAUUUAUUUCAGAAAAUUUUGUCAUUAACUUUGGCAAGAUGGUACAAAUGCACAUGCAGAUACGUUUGGUCAUAUGCACAAAACAAAGUGUAACAAUACAUCUUACCAUUUUAAGUUUACUUCAUUCAAUAAAUACUAUUCUAGCUACAUUCUUGAAGUCCUUUUUCAUUGAAGUAGGAAAAUUGCAUUUCAUUAAUGAGGCCAUCAGCAUAAAAGCAAAGUACAGA
Molecule: messenger RNA, 1094 nt
Organism: Lingula anatina
Lineage: Eukaryota; Metazoa; Brachiopoda; Lingulata; Lingulida; Lingulidae
Source: RefSeq, a predicted model, not a curated record